CGAUGUUCCUUGCUGCAAAUCGUUGCGGUGCUUUGAAAAAUGUUUGCGAAAUGAAGAAAGUUACGAUCUUAAAUCUAUCGUCCGGUCAGGGUAUUAUACGUGGCUAGACCUUAUUUUGUGCUUUGAUUCAAGCUUCGUACCAGGUAAUUUAGCGUUCAGUGGCAGACCCAGCGCAGGUGAACCGGGCCCGGGCACUGGCAGUCAGUCUGACAGGGACUGCCCCACCAAGGCAGCAAACUUUCCUGUCCGAAUGAACCAUACAACACACAUCACGAUCCCAAACAAACUUCGAGAACGCGGUAUACGAACAAGCCACACAAUCUUCAACCACUUCGAAAUUGCGCAAUGGGUAACGACGGUGGCUCGAUUCCCAAACGUCGCGAGCUCGUCAAAGACGCUGCGCGAGCCCCCACAAUUUCCGAACUCAAGGCGACCGCGCUCGAAUCGCUAGGCCAUGCCUGGACACACUGCGCCCUGAGCGGCGCCCCCAUCGAUCUCGCGUCGGUCGUGUCGGACUGGCGUGGGCGCCUGUACAACUACGAGUCUGUGUUGAAUGGCCUCGUGCCAUCGGAUGAACCCGCCGAAACGACGCCAGCCUCGUUGGGCAUCCGUUCGUUGCGCGAUGUCGCAAAGCUACAGUUCUCCAAGACAGGCGACAAGUGGACCUGCCCGAUAUCGAUGAAGGAAAUGGGACCCAAGACAAAGGCAGUGUACUUAAUCCCUUGCGGCCAUGUGUUUGCCGAAGUUGCCAUCAAGGAGAUCCAGGAAAAGGCGUGCCCCGAAUGCGCCGAAGCCUUUACGCAGGAAAACAUCAUCCCCAUCCUGCCCACCACUCCAGCAGAGCUCGAUCGCCUCGCGAAGCGGAUGGAAGAACUACGCGCGGCUGGGCAAACACACACACUGAAGAAGGACAAGUCUGAGAAGAAGAAGAAGCGCAAGGCCGAUGAUGCCAAGGACGACGAUGCGGACAAGGCCAAACUGAAAAAACGAACUCAUGGCGGGGAGAACGCAGCCAAGAAGGACGACCCGCGCACAAACGGCAUCAACAACUCGCUCGCGGCAUCCCUGACAGCCAGGGUACUGGCAGAACAAGACGAACGUAACAAGCGUCGCAAGAUGGCUGCUGUUAAGACCUGAACUCAAGGCCCAAUAGCCUCCAUCUCUACUUAAACGGGGACAUUUCCCACCUCAACAUCACGGCCUAGUCGGAUGCGCUCGUCUCAACUGUCAAACAGCCAUUCACCCGCCGGUAAACCAGGUCGAUCGAGGCUAUCGAGGUUAGACAACUCUGUCAGCAUCGCGGGUUCAUCCUGUAUAUGCACCGCGGAGAAAGCGGCAUCAGACAGUUGCCCCGGCACGCCAUGUACCAACAUGUUCAUAUGCACCAAAUCAGACAAUGUACUUGUGCCUCACACGAUAAAUUUCUACUUGCCCCGUGCUAUGCUGACUUCUAUCCCAGGAUCUUCCACUCACUGAACUUUC
Molecule: messenger RNA, 1482 nt
Organism: Emericellopsis atlantica
Lineage: Eukaryota; Fungi; Ascomycota; Sordariomycetes; Hypocreales; Bionectriaceae
Product: Rtf2 RING-finger-domain-containing protein
Exons: 1
Coding region: 346-1137 (263 amino acids)
Biological process (GO): mitotic DNA replication termination; site-specific DNA replication termination at RTS1 barrier
Cellular component (GO): nucleus
Source: RefSeq, a predicted model, not a curated record